Thalassophryne amazonica is the source of this 2613-nucleotide messenger RNA. RefSeq names its product ATP-dependent 6-phosphofructokinase, muscle type-like. Gene Ontology annotation, molecular function: 6-phosphofructokinase activity; fructose-6-phosphate binding; monosaccharide binding. The transcript has 22 exons. NCBI's taxonomy places the organism in Eukaryota, Metazoa, Chordata, Actinopteri, Batrachoidiformes, Batrachoididae. Gene Ontology annotation, biological process: fructose 1,6-bisphosphate metabolic process; canonical glycolysis; fructose 6-phosphate metabolic process. Gene Ontology annotation, cellular component: cytoplasm; 6-phosphofructokinase complex; membrane. The record is from RefSeq and is a predicted model, not a curated record. The coding region runs from base 87 to 2429 and encodes 780 amino acids.
AAAAAUAGGAGCCGCAGUCUGCGUUGCAGUGUUUUGCCCUUUUCCUUUGUUGUGUCAUCUGUUUGUACGGCUUUUCCUUUGGAAACAUGUCCCAGGUCCUGCAGCCGACCGUGGACCCCACAAAGAUGGGUGUUGGACGCUCCAUAGCUGUGCUGACAUCAGGAGGAGAUGCCCAAGGCAUGAACGCUGCAGUGAGAGCCACAGUCAGAGUCGGCCUCUACACCGGAGCAAAAGUCUACUUUGUUCAUGAGGGUUACCAGGGACUGGUGGACGGGGGAGACAAUAUUCGUCCCGCCACAUGGGAGAGUGUGUCUAUGAUGCUGCAGCUGGGUGGAACAGUCAUUGGCAGCGCGCGCUGCAAGGAUUUCCGGAGCAGGGAGGGGCGCAUGAAGGCAGCCUGCAACCUGGUGAAGCUGGGCAUCACCAACCUGUGUGUAAUCGGCGGUGAUGGCAGUUUGACCGGUGCCAACGCAUUCAGGACGGAGUGGAGCGGGCUGCUGGCUGACUUGGUCCGAGCUGGCCAGAUUACAGCAGAGGAGGCCAAGAGGUCUUCACACCUGAACAUUGUGGGCAUGGUUGGGUCCAUUGACAAUGACUUUUGUGGCACUGACAUGACCAUUGGCACUGACUCCGCCCUGCAUCGUAUCAUGGAGGUAGUGGAUGCCAUCACUACCACUGCACAGAGCCACCAGAGGACCUUCAUCUUGGAAGUGAUGGGCAGACACUGCGGGUACUUGGCCCUUGUGACAGCUCUGGCCUGUGGAGCUGAUUGGGUGUUCAUUCCUGAGAUGCCACCAGAUGAUGACUGGGAAAACCACCUGUGCAGGAGGCUCACUGAUCAAAGGACCAGAGGGUGUCGUCUGAAUGUGAUCAUCGUGGCUGAGGGAGCAAUAUCCAAAAAUGGCAAACCCAUUACAUCUGACCAGAUCAAAAAGCUGGUGACUGAAAGUCUCGGCUUUGAUACCCGUACCACUGUCCUUGGACAUGUACAGAGAGGUGGCACACCCUCUGCGUUUGAUAGAAUCCUGGGCAGCAGGAUGGGUGUGGAGGCCGUGAUGGCGCUGCUAGAGGCCACUCCAGACACUCCUGCCUGUGUAGUCACUCUGUCCGGUAACCACGCUGUCAGACUGCCACUUAUGGAGUGUGUGCAAGUGACGAAGGAUGUGACUGCAGCCAUGGCUGAGGGCAGAUUUGAGGAUGCUAUCAAGCUCAGAGGAAAGAGUUUUGAGAACAACUGGAACACGUACAAGCUGCUUGCCCACAUUAACCCCCCAGAAGUAAAGAGUAACAUCAAUGUGGCCGUUAUGAACAUUGGUGCUCCUUGUGCUGGGAUGAACGCUGCUGUCCGUGCCACAGUCAGGAUGGGUAUCAUCCAGGGCCACACCAUGUGGGCAGUCCAUGAUGGCUUUGAUGGUCUGGCACAAGGACAGAUUGAGCCCAUCAACUGGACGGAUGUGAGUGGCUGGACUGGAAAAGGAGGGUCAAUGUUGGGCACAAAGAGAUCUCUGCCAGGAAAAAUGUUGGAGGAAAUCAGCCAAAACAUUGCCAAGUACAAUAUCCAUGCUUUGGUGAUUAUCGGAGGAUUUGAGGGAUAUGUAGGAGGCUUGGAACUGAUGCAGGCCAGAGAGAAAUAUGAAGAGAUGUGCAUUCCUAUGGUGGUUAUCCCAGCCACCGUCUCUAAUAACGUCCCCGGAUCUGACUUCUCCAUUGGUGCUGAUACAGCCCUCAACACCAUCACCUCAACCUGUGACAGAAUCAAGCAGUCAGCAGCAGGGACCAAACGGCGUGUGUUCAUCGUUGAGACUAUGGGCGGGUACUGCGGCUACUUGGCCACCAUGGCUGGUCUGGCUGCUGGAGCUGAUGUUGCCUACAUCUUUGAGGAAAAAUUCAACAUUAAAGAGCUGGAGGUGAAUGUAGAACAUCUUGUGCAGAAAAUGAAGACAACUGUGAAGAGAGGCUUGGUACUCAGGAAUGAGAACUGCAAUUCCAACUACACCACUGACUUCAUCUUCAACUUGUAUUCAGAGGAAGGCAAAGGCAUCUUUGACUGCCGUAAGAAUGUUCUUGGACACAUGCAACAGGGUGGCACACCAACACCAUUUGACAGAAACUUUGGUACAAAGAUGGGAGCUAAGGCUAUUCUGUGGCUGACCGACAAACUCAAAGAAUGCUACAGACACGGUCGCAUCUUUGCCAACACACCAGAUUCUGUCUGUUUGCUGGGCAUGAGGAAGAGGGCCCUCACCUUCCAGCCUCUUGCAGAUCUGAAAGGAGACACAGAUUUUGAGCACCGUAUCCCAAAGACACAGUGGUGGUUGAAGAUCAGGCCCAUCAUGAAAAUCCUGGCCAAGUACAAAAUCAAGCUGGACACAUCUGAAUGUGCAGACAUGGAGCAUGUGAUCAAGAAAAGGGGCCCUCUCAUGAAGUAAACUUCAUCUGCUCCCUAGGGGCAGUUGGACAGAUGGAGGCAUUUCAUUUUUCUAUUCAGUUACCAAAAUAUUUGUUUUGGUCUCACGACCUGACCACAUGCCUCAGUAAAAGAACUGAUGUCUUUAUCACUGGUGUGUGCUUUCUCAUUCAGAUUAAAGAAGUAAAUUAUAAUGUUCAAAAAUG